Messenger RNA from Chelmon rostratus (copperband butterflyfish), 1319 nucleotides. RefSeq names its product midkine b (gene mdkb). Gene Ontology annotation, molecular function: growth factor activity. The transcript has 5 exons. The record is from RefSeq and is a predicted model, not a curated record. Lineage: Eukaryota; Metazoa; Chordata; Actinopteri; Chaetodontiformes; Chaetodontidae. Bases 350 to 790 code for a protein of 146 amino acids.
CUGGUUUUCAGCAUUGUCCAUAUGCUGUGUGUGCGUGCAUUUGUAGAACCAGGUUUAGGUUAAGAUCAGGGUAAGAGGCUGUGUGUGUGUGCCUCUCUCUCUCUGUCUGUGUGUGUGUGUGUGUCUCUCUCUCUCUCUCUCUCUCUCUCUCUCUCUCUCUCUCUCUCUCUCUCACUCUCUCUCUCUCUCUGUGUCUCUCUCUCUCUCUUUGUGUGUCUCUCUCUGUGUCUCUCUCUCUCUCUCUCUCUCUCUGUGUCUGGGGGGGUGUUGUUGGGCAGCUGAAGGCAUCGUCAGCGACAGAAGGCUUCAACUCCUCGGCUCGACCGGCUGCUUCUCUGAGCUCAGAAAAAUGCGAAGCUUGUUCUCAGUGACGCUGCUGCUGCUUCUGGCCCUGACGCUCACCGCCGAGGCCAACAGAAGAGCCAAAGCUCACAAAGGUGGGAAACAUGAGAAGUCCAGACCUGCUUCAGAGUGCUCCGCUGCAGAGACGCAGUACGGGAAGUGUGUUCCAGAGCACGGAGACUGUGGAGACGGUCUGAGAGAGGCCACCUGCAAAGACCGCACGGACAAGAUCCACUGCAAGAUCCCCUGCAACUGGAAGAAGGACAUCAGUGACUGUAAGUAUAAGUUCGGUCCGUGGGGAUCCUGCGACGCCGCCACCAACACCAAGAGCCGAUCAGGAACGCUGAAGAGGGCGCUGUUCAAUGCUGAGUGUCAGACCACCGUCAAGGUGUCCAAACCCUGUUCCCCCAAAGUCAAGAAAACCAGAGGAGACAAGAAGUCAAACUGAAGGACGAAAAGAGACGCAGAAGACGGCAGGAUUCAUUUUCUUCCUCCAGCCGAACAAUCGUCUUCCUCCUCCAUCAAACACAAACAACCGAGAGACUCCUCCAGAACACAACAACCACCUUUGACCUUUGGCCUCCUUUACUUUUCUUCUCGUGUUACAGAUUUGAUGUUCUUGUGUUUAUUUGGAUGAAAGUAUGAAAAGAUUUUCCAGACUCCUCCCACUAGAUUAUAAUGAAUAAUUCUGUCCUCAUAGCCGAUAGUUUGUAUUAACAGUAAAUUUCCGAUAGUCCUAAAAGCUUUGACAGUAGCUGAAGUGAAAUUAACAUCUGAGAAACGUUGUGAUCUGCUCUGAAACUCGACGGUCCAGGACGUUCUGCUUAGAAUCACCUUUAAAAUGUGUCCAAAAUGAGGACACCUGGAUGGAUCUGUCCCCUGUCAAACCUAUUUUUUUGAACUGUAGAUUGUUGAUGCUGUGAAUUGAGACGUGUAUAAAUGAACAAAUUAAAUACUGUACAUUGUUUUGGUGAAGA